UUCGUCUGCACAAUCACUUUCGCCGCGUCAAGGAGCAACCGAGGCAUGGCCAUAGCUCCUGCCCCGCUCUGACGUCUCACCUGCGUUGGUAACCCUUCCGGACACUGCUGCCGACGAUCCAAUUGAAGUCUCCAAAGCUUCGAAAGCUAUGCAGCUCUCUCUCUUCAGCCGACGUCUAUUUCCCCCUCAGCUCUUGAUCCAGCCCGCAAUCCCGCACCUGGACAGCUCCCAUCGUUAGUAGGACAGCACUUAUCGAUCAAGAGAACAUUACAACAUCGCAAUGCCUCCGGCCGCAUGGAUACAAGAAAACAUUCCGGUGCUGCUGCGGCCAUCGCUGCUUCUUGUGACUGCAAUCUAUCACUUCUUCAUGACCGUAUUUGAAGUCAGUUUCGUCGAACGCAGACCGCUAUCGCUCUUCAACAUCACCAAGCUUCGCCACAAGUCGUUCGCCCGCCUCUGGACCAAGAAUGGAGAAGCAAUGUCGAUCGAGAUGCCAGGUCCUCUGACAGAGCUCCUGUCUGCCUGCGAAGGUGUUGUCCUCGAUAUCGGCCCUGGAUCUGGCGAGAUACUAUCUCGUUUUGACGCAACCCGUAUCAAAGCCAUGUAUGGCGCGGAGCCGGCCGAGGUCCUCCACAAAGGCCUGUUAAGGAACGCGGAAGAGAAAGGUUUUGGAGAGAAGUACCACGCCCUGUUGUGCGGUGGUGAGCCUGAGAGCCUCAUCCCGGCGCUUCACAAGAGUGGUAUCUUGGACAUCAGUGGCAGGGCCGGUCUGGCUUCGGAUGGCGUGUUCGACGAGAUCUGCUGUGUGCGGGUAUUGUGCAGUGUACCUCACGCGCAGGAAACCAUCAAUGGCCUUUACAACCUGCUCAAGCCUGGCGGUCGCAUGAUUAUAUGCGAGCACGUCGUCAAUCCUUGGAGGACCGAAGGCCGGAUGCUUGCGCGUUUCAUGCAGAUCAUCUACACGCUACUCGGCUGGCCAUUCUUCAUGGGUGACUGCGAACUACAGAGGCAUACACCAGAUUUCCUCAAGGCAGCUGGCGACUGGGACAAGUUCGAUCUGAAGUACUACGGGCCAAAGGACGCGAUUCCGUUCGUUGUGGGUGAGUUAGUGAAGAAAGGUGGGAGGUCUUACGCGGAGGUGGUCAAAGAAUAAGCUUGUCAUCAAUCGCGACGACGCUGAAGAGUGGAGAUUAUGAGAGGUAUUCAAGGCCUUGCAAUUGAAGCCAGUUCGAAGUACAGACCGUGCACCUGAUAAUCGUUAGAAUAAUUUUAAAUGUUAUAUGAAUUUCCU
Messenger RNA from Didymella exigua CBS 183.55, 1291 nucleotides. RefSeq lists its product as uncharacterized. The coding region runs from base 281 to 1153 and encodes 290 amino acids. Lineage: Eukaryota; Fungi; Ascomycota; Dothideomycetes; Pleosporales; Didymellaceae. The record is from RefSeq and is a predicted model, not a curated record. The transcript is spliced from 2 exons.